Molecule: messenger RNA, 1771 nt
Organism: Meira miltonrushii
Lineage: Eukaryota; Fungi; Basidiomycota; Exobasidiomycetes; Exobasidiales; Brachybasidiaceae
Exons: 1
Coding region: 266-1771 (501 amino acids)
Molecular function (GO): hydrolase activity, acting on carbon-nitrogen (but not peptide) bonds
Source: RefSeq, a predicted model, not a curated record
CCCCAUUUCCGUUCAUCGGACCCUGUAAUACAACUGUACAUUGUCAGCUUUUGUCAUGUUUGUGUACGUAAGAAUUUUUCUUGACUCGCACUUUAUAUUUAACUUUACAGCAUUGACCGAUUUCAGCUGUCUGUAUACUUCUACUAACUCGUGACCCCGUGAAGAGGUGUACUUUGAAGGAAAAGUAUUGCUAAAUAAGUCGAUAGAUUUCAUCUAAUUUUGAAUCAGUCCCACACUUCUUUCCUCUCCCUCUCUAUCUUUAAAGAUGCCAUCAGUCCUAACAGAUCCGAACAAAACCCGCUCAGGACUUCCUCAUCCUGGAUUCUACAGCUUUGACGUCACGGAAUAUGCACCCAAGAAUUCAACGUGGAAGGUUCCAUCGUGGGCACGUCAAGAUGGUAAAAAAUCGUACGGAAAAGAAGAUAUCAAAACGGUGAAUGGUCUUGGGGAUAAGUGGGAUAUGUUUCAUCCUACAAUCAAAGAAAUCGAUUUGACAAAGCCUGAUCCAAGGAUCAAAAUACCUGUCAGAGAGAUGGCAGGAACGGAAAAAGAUAGUUUGAUCCUGUUCAAAGAUGUGAAUAUCAUCGAUUCUACUGGACGUGAACCAUACUUAUCAAGUGUCUUAGUACACGGGGAACGUAUUGCCGAAAUUGGUCAAGUAAAUGAAAGCUUAUACGAAGGCGUUAAAGUGAUCGAAGGUAAGGGUCGAUUUUUAAUGAGUGGUCUUGUAGAUGCACAUACUCACUUUACCUGGACGAAUGCUGGUAAUCUCGACGCUCUGGCAACGAUGGGUGUGGAAGAGCAUGCUCUUUUUUCUGCCCGUUCGGCACGAACUUUUCUUGACUGUGGUUAUACAAUGUGUUUUGGAGCAGCUUCGGCUAAGCAAAGGAUUGAAACAGUCUUGAGAAAUGCCAUUUACGAGAAUGAGAUCCCUGGACCAAGAAUCUUAGCAAAUGGAAUGGAAAUGGCACCAAGAGAAGGAGCUUUGAUCGCCGGGAUCACAGCUUUUGCUGACACAGAUGAGGAGAUUUUACAGCAAAUCAAAAUGCACGUCGAUACUGGUGUUGAUAAUAUCAAACUAAGCAUGUCUGGCGAAGAGAUCACAGAAACCCUUCGCGCUGAAGAUACAGUGUUCCCGGAUAAGCAUGUUCAUGUAGCUGUCGAAGCAGCUCAUGCAGCUGGUAAACGUGUUUGCGGUCAUGCAAGAAGCGAUGAGUCAAUACUUCAAUGCUUGCAGUACGGAGUUGAUGUGAUCUACCAUGCCAGUUUUAUCAGUGAUCAAACCAUGGACGCAUUGGAAGCACAAAAGGAUCGAGUCUUCGUUGCUCCUGCUAUUAAUUGGAUCGUGGCCACGCUCAAUGAUGCCGUUGCUUUCGGUUAUACUCCAUCUAAAGCCGAAUCUGUUGGCUAUAAACGUGAAUUGGAAGUCGCACUCUCUGGCUUACGUGAAAUGCGUAAACGUGGGAUCAAAGUGUUGCCGGGUGGCGAUUAUGGCUUCGCUUGGUGUCCUCAUGGAACACAACGUGAUCUUGAGCAUUUCGUUAAUUUGAUGGGGUAUUCAAAUAUGGAAGCGAUUAUUGCAGCAACAGCAUGGGGCGGCGAGCUGAUGGGUCAACCAAACGAAUUGGGCAAGGUCCUGCCUGGCUAUUAUGCUGAUCUUUUAUUGGUGAACGGAAAUCCUCUACAAGACAUCUCGCUUUUAAGCAAGCAGGGAAAACAUCUUGAUGUGAUUCUCAUCAACGGUAGAGUCCAUAAACUGCUCUCUGACUAA